This is a messenger RNA of Bufo bufo (common toad), 1741 nucleotides long. RefSeq names its product tektin 4 (gene TEKT4). The coding region runs from base 337 to 1680 and encodes 447 amino acids. Gene Ontology annotation, cellular component: sperm flagellum; microtubule cytoskeleton; nucleus. NCBI's taxonomy places the organism in Eukaryota, Metazoa, Chordata, Amphibia, Anura, Bufonidae. Gene Ontology annotation, biological process: cilium assembly; cilium movement involved in cell motility. The record is from RefSeq and is a predicted model, not a curated record. The transcript has 6 exons.
CCGGCUCCUCCUCCUCUAAUAAAUAUUAUAAGCACAGUCCACAUUCCAAAAUUGGCUAACUCCUAAACACGUGACACGGCUUGUCUCUUGGAAACAGUCUCUUAGCAACAGAAUACAGAGCUUCCAGAAGGGUUUCAUGGUUACUAUAGUAACUAAGUAGAAAAAAAACGCCUUGCCUUACGUGAUAGGCUACGUUUUCUGAUCAUGUGAUGCAGCCUCUUUCUGGCUUUACAGUCCCUUAGCAACGGGACGCCGCGCUACCUGAUAGUUGACAUCGUUGCCAUAACAACCGAGGCCUAGCAAGAAGCAUCUAGCCUCGGUGUCCGGCGAUUCACCAUGUCCGCUCAGGUACUCGUCUCCCGGCCGCCCGCCCCACAGAGUAUCCCGACGGAGAGCCUUCCGGUCCACACGGUGGAGGCCCCCUAUAACACCGGGGAGCACUCCUCCUCCGGUCUGGCCACUUCUGGCUUCCGUACCGCGAAGUAUCUGCUGGAGGAAUGGCAGCAGGGCGGCUACACGUCCUACUACCAGGCGUUCUCCGACAGGGACUGCUCCGAGAAGGGGCGGCACGAGGCCAAGCAGCUGGCGGCGGAGUGCGAGGCCCGGGCCCAGCGCAGCCAGGCGGACGCCACCAAGAAGCUGGGGGAGCGGCUGCUGGACGUCCACUUCUGGAGGUCGGAGCUGGAGCGGGAGGUCCGCGACCUGACGGCCGAGACCGAGGGGCUGCUGCUGCAGCAGAAGAGCCGCCUGCAGAGGGCGCUGGACGCCGCCGAGAUCCCCUACAGCAUCGCCAGCGACAACCUGCAGAGCCGCGAGCGGAGGGUCGGGGCCGAACUGGUGCGGGACGGGGCGGAGGUGGAGCUGCUGAGGGAGGUGGAACUAAUUCGAAAUGUUCAAGAUCUUCUGAAAAGGACACUGGAGCAAACCAUCGAGCAGAUAAGGAAGAACAGAGAUGCCAAGGAGAAGCUGGAGAUGGACUGGUCAGACAAGGUGGAAGCUUACGACAUCGACAACAAGAGUGGAAGAUACAAUAAUCAAAGCACCGAGAUCCAAUUCCAUCACAACUCAUCUAAAUUUGAGGACAACACUUCUACCCCAGAGUCUUGGGCCCAGUACAGUCACGAGAACAUAUACAGGGCAGAAAGGGAGAGAAUGGCCUCCAUCAACCUUCGUUCCCUGGUCGACAGUAUCCUGCAGGACACGGCGGAAGACCUCCGAUCCCAGUGCGACGCGGUCAACAGCGCCCUCGCCAAACGAUGCGAGGAGGUGGAGGACGUCAAAAGGAAGCUGGAGGACCACCUGAAGAAGACCCUGAAGGAGAUUGGAGAUCAGGAGAAUAAUAUUGCUGCUCUCAAGCAGGCCAUCACAGAUAAGGAGGCUCCUAUGAAGGUUGCUCAGACUCGGUUGUAUCAGAGGUCCUUCAGACCCAAUGUAGAGCUCUGCAGGGAUCCUGUACAGUUCCGGUUGGUCAGUGAAGUUGGAGAGCUCACAGAGUCGGUAGAGUUCCUGAAGCAGAAGCUGGAGGAGGCCGAGCAGUCCCUUACGAACCUGGAGGACACCAGGAUGUCUCUGGAGAAAGACAUCGCCAACAAGGCCAACACUCUCUUCAUUGACCGGGAAAAGUGCAUGACCCACCGCACCCGCUACCCGACGGUCAUGAAGCUGACUGGCUUUCAGUAGAUUCAAUGGAGAUGUUAUUUUCUGCUCACCGUUACCUGCGUGAAUAAAGAUUGAGAAUUCA